AUGCCCGCGUCUACGCAUUCCAAGCGCAUUCUAGCCAUUGUGCUCAUCUACUUCAGUACCUAUGUGUUGGGCAUUUACAGCGCGGCACGCGCCAGCACGCAGCUUCCAUUGGCGUACACACGCAAUGAGAGUCACACGCUCGAUCAGCUGGACAGGGAGCUAAGCUCUGAGCGUGGCCUGAGGCACAGUGGUUCCAGAAAUCCUCGCUGGUUUCCAUUUUAUACAAUUGGUCGCUUCUCCAAUGACCUUUGCCUGGGCAACAAUCUGCUGAUGGGCACCUGCAUGAUCAACGGUGAAUGCAAGGAUAACAAAGGCGUGGCAGCGGGUCAGUGCUCCAGCAUUACCCAGCAAGCUGUCUGCUGCAUCUAUCAGCGCACUUGUGGUGCCAGCACCAGUUACAACAACACCUACUUCUAUAACAGUAACUAUCCAGCGCCAUAUGCGGGUGGAGGACGCUGUAGCAUUGUUAUAACACCGCCGGAUUCGACCAUUUGCCAGCUACGCGUGGAUUUCUUAGCCUUGUCGCUAGCGCCACCUACCGGCGAUGGGCUGUGCACCACGGAUGCCUUGACUAUUUCGGGUGGCGCCUCACAAGUGCCCACGAUCUGCGGGGAGAACUCUGGCCAGCACAUCUAUGUGGACUUUAAUGGUGUUAGUCCCAUAACCAUCUCGGUGGCCACCUCUGGCGGCUACACCUUCAAUCGUCAGUGGCAAUUCCAAACGCGUAUGAUUGGCUGCACAUCGGCGACGCUGGCGCCCGCGGGUUGUCUGCAAUUCCACACGGCCACCAGUGGCACCAUCGCCAGCUUCAAUUAUGUAUCCGCUGCAUCCUCCGCUUUGAAUUCCAUUGGCGUGCAGGGCACGCGUCAGUUGUCCAACAUGCGUUAUGGGAUUUGCAUACGCAAGGCGAGCGGUGUGUGUUCCAUAACCUACAGUCAGGUGGGCUCGGAUGCGUACUCCUUCACCAUGACCAAUGAUGUGGGCGCUGUGGAUCCCACGCUGCUGGCCACGUCGGCGGUGCAAAGUCAGGAUUGCACUACGGACUACAUUGUCAUACCAGCGCCUUCGCAAGGUGGCGUCAUGCUGCCCAGCGAUAGGUUUUGUGGCCUGGGUCUGGUGACCACAACCAGUUCGGCAAAACCUUUUGUGGUCUAUGCCGUAACCGAUUCCAACGAGGAACUGGAUAUAUCGAAUCGUGGUUUCUACUUAUCCUACUCACAAAACUCUUGUCCUGUCUUAUAG
Molecule: messenger RNA, 1242 nt
Organism: Drosophila busckii
Lineage: Eukaryota; Metazoa; Arthropoda; Insecta; Diptera; Drosophilidae
Exons: 3
Coding region: 1-1242 (413 amino acids)
Source: RefSeq, a predicted model, not a curated record